AUGGGACGGCUGAGAAGGACUCAGAGCUGAGAUGCUGUUGCAGCUCUGAGAAGGAGAGCUGCUCGGGAGGAGCUGUCAUUAGCAGCACAGAUGGAGUGUGAAAGCGGAACGAGUGGAAGGUCAGAUUGUCAUCAGGAAAGAGUAGGACACAUUUGAUAAGGGAGCCUUGGACAGCGUAGAGAUGUACGCCUUCUACUCCCUUUUAGUCUACAUCUUCUACACUGUCUUUAAGAAGGAGGAGGAGGAAGCCCUGGAGGAGGCAUGUGGAGCUUCCUCAGACGAGCCAGGAGCUGUUUCCAUGGAAACAAGGAGCAGGAGGAGAGAUGGCCACUCCUCCAAAAGGGGGAAAAAAGCUUGUGCUCGCUUUAGUGAAUCAAGCAGCAGCAGUGACAGUGAUGAACUAAGUGAGGAAGAUGAGAAGGAAGGCCCCGACAUCCCAGCAUGCACCCCUCUGGCUGCCUUCUUGUCUUUCAAGCAGGAGGCUGAGAGGAGACGAGCCUCCCAGGUGCAGCUGGAAACAACAGGGAAGUUGGCCGAGUCUCCCCUGGUGGCUGUGAUGUCCCACUUGCUGACUUUUCUGGAGCAGUACUCGCACUUCCAGCAGCUGCAGCAGCAGGCCGACCAGUACCGGGUCCAGCUCAAGAGGCACCGCGUCCAGCACCGGCGGCAGAUGAAGGCCCUGCGAGCCUCCUACCGCCAGCGGCUCCGGGACAAAAACAGCAUCAUAAGCAGCCUGGAGGAGGCCAUGAGCCAGCAGCAGACCCCCAGCCCAAUGAGCGAGGGUGAGUGUAUUAGCGAUGGAGGGACUCAGGCCGGCGUCCACAGGCUGGUGGAGUCUCUGUACGGCCUGCAGGGUGAGAGGAGUCAGCUGAGAGGAGAACUCCGUCUGCUGCACUCACAGCUGGAGCAGAAAGAAAAAGACAGACACUCUCGGAUACAAGCCUUUCAGCAGCAGAUUGAUGAGCUCAAGAGCUGCAUAGAGGAGCGUGAGGAGGAGUUGUCACGACUGCGAACAGCCACUGGGGCCACCGACUCAGAGAAGCGAGUGUUGUGUUUAUCAGCAGAGAACGAGAGUCUGAAGCAGAGCCUGAGUGUAACUCAAGGCCUCCUGCAGCAGCUUUCUGCCAUCCCAUCCCAGUCCAGCACCAUGCUCAUCAAGGAGAACGAGAACCUCCGCAGCAGAGUGCAGCAGCUGGAAAUGUCUUUACAGCAGCGGGCCGAGCAGCUGUCACAUCUGGAGCGACAGAGCGAACAAACGGAGUGGAGACGAGGAGAAGAACUGAGGAAACGAGAGGACAGAGUGAGAGAGUUGCAGCUGGAGCUGGACAGGGAGAAAGGAAAGGAGCCCGUUGUUAAGUACGUCACACAGACUGUGGAGGUGGAAUCUCCUGCAACAUUAAAGCAGCUGAAUAAAGCCAGACAGAGGAAUGAGCUGAUGUCUGAGAGGUUGUCCAGUCAGAACGAACGAUGCAAACAGCUGGAAGAACAGAUCAGGAGAUCAGACGAACACAGCUGUAACCUGCAGCACAAGAUUGCAGCGUAUGAGCGAGAAAUCAGCAAACUGAGAGAGGAGCUGUUGAAAGAGAUCGGCCACUUGGAGGCGAGGAAGGAGGAGGCUGUGAAGGCUGCAGCCAGCUGCUCGGCAGAACACUUUCAGAACCUGCAGGACCAAUUCUUCAGCCUGCAGAAGCGUCUCACCGCACUCCCUCCAACUUUGCGCUCCAUGAAGACCGACUACGCCAGUCUGAGGACCCAAGUUCGAAACUUCUCAGACUUUUAUGGAGCAGCUAUCAGCGAUGCAAAAAAACAGAUCUCAGCAGCUAUCAAUGAGAUGUCUGAAGCCAACAAGGAUCUUCUGGAGAAAUAUAGGAAGGAGGUUGCACUGCGCCGGAAGUACCACGAGCAGCUGGUGGAGCUUAAAGGCAACAUUCGGGUUCUGUGUCGGGUGAAGCCGGUGCUGAAGGAGGAUCAGCAUGAGGAAGGCCAGUCUGUGGUUGUGACUACAGACCCCAACAACGAAUCCUCCCUCAACGUGAUGAGCAAAGGAAAAGGUCGCAUCUUUGAGCUGGAUAAGGUCUUCCACCCACAGGCCACGCAGGAAGAGGUCUUUCAGGAGAUAGAACCUCUUGUGACGUCCUGCAUCGAUGGCUACCAUGUCUGCAUAUUUGCAUAUGGACAGACAGGCUCUGGAAAAACCUACACGAUGGAGGGCAGUGUGGAACAUCCAGGCAUCAACCAACGAGCCCUGAAACAUCUCUUCAGUGAGAUCGAGGAGAGGAAGGACAUGUGGUCUUACACCGUCACAGUCAGCUCUGUGGAGAUCUACAACGAGGUGCUAAGAGAUCUGUUAAGUAAGGAUGGAGAGAAACUGGACAUAAAGAUCAACCCGGAUGGAACAGGACAGCUGCAUGUUCCGGGCCUCAGGGUCAUCGAAGUGAAGAGCUUUCAGCACAUCAAGAAGAUUUUAGCCACAGCUCGAAGGAACAGGAUCACCUUCGGCACUCAGAUGAACCAGCACAGCUCUCGCUCCCACGCUCUGCUCUGCAUCACCGUCCAGGGCACCGACCUCGCCACCGGGUCCAAAACCACAGGGAAGCUGAACCUGGUGGACCUGGCUGGUUCAGAGCGGGUCUGGAAGUCUGGUGCAGAGGGAGAAAGGCUGAAAGAAGCUCAGAAUAUCAACCGCUCUCUGCUGGCGUUGGGAGACGUAAUUCAGGCACUUCGAGCUCGACAGACUCACAUCCCCUUCAGGAACUCCCGCCUUACAUACUUACUGCAAGACUCCCUCGGCAAAGGCAGCAAAACGGUCAUGGUGGUGCAGGUUUCUGCUCUGGAGAGUAAUGUCGGAGAGACGCUGUGCUCCCUGAAGUUCGCUCAGAGGGUUUGCAAGGUGGAGCUGGGCCCUGCAGCCAGGAAGAUCGAAGCAGGAGGAGGACAGUGUUACUGAGAGCCACGAGGCAGCAGGAAGUCUGGAACGAAUCGGUCACCCUACCAGCCAACUAUACAGUAUCAACAAGAUCAGCAGCUAUCCUGCUCAAGGGCUAAACCUGUGGAGGUCUGCGAGGUUAAGUACCGAGGAUAUUAGCCUCCUCUUUGCCAUUUUCUGCUUCUGUUAAGUGAGAACCCUUUAUCAUUAGAUAGUUUGCAUGCAGGAGUAUUUAUUCUUCCACUCUGAGUGCCAAAACAUCCCCCGUGGUUUAAGAUUCGAUGCUUCCUUGAACUACUAUCUCAGUUACCUUUGAAAUCCAGGAUAGAUCAUAUCCUCAGUGAUCAUCACAGUGUUUAGAGCUGCUUUAUGUUCAGGUUCAACAAGCUUCCAGUGCCACAGUAUCAACAACACUUUAGUUUUUUGCAGUAUUAAUCAUCCUGCUAUAAAUGUCUUGUGAGCUUCAUUGCCAACGUGGUAUAUUUUUUGAAGGUUGUAGUGUGUAGGAAAAUGUGUUUUGUAACAAAAGUACGGGCUAUUAACCAUGUCAAUGACACUUAAAGUCACAUAUUUGUGUCGUUUUUUGUGAAUUUCAGAAGAGCAGUGACUGAAUGCUCCGUUUCUCUUUAGAGCCUUGAUGAUUUGCCUUUUGAGAAAAGAUGAAUGCUGUCGAAGGGAGUAAGAAGGUGGCCUUGUAUUAGAGUGGUAAUAUAGUAAACUGUGCAAUAUCCUCCUUUAACAGGAGACAGUUUGGGCCUCUGUGGACAGAAGAUGCACUUUAUUUUGAAAGAAUGGGAGCAUUUUAGAUCAGGUGCUUGCAAUAGAGUUCACUUGUGAAUGUCAUACCAAAUACAGCUUAUUGUUCAUAUUUGUUCCUGUAUUUAUCACCCAAGUGGAUCGAAACCAGCUUUUGAUUCAAAUGUAGCAAGACAUUAAUGUUGCAGUAACUACCAUGAGUGCAUAGGGGUCACUUAAUUAGGACUAGACAGUGAAUUUUCAGAUAAUUUUCUGAAUAAAUAUUAUGUAUUUAAA
This is a messenger RNA of Amphiprion ocellaris (clown anemonefish), 3958 nucleotides long. RefSeq names its product kinesin-like protein KIFC3. Gene Ontology annotation, molecular function: microtubule binding; ATP binding; microtubule motor activity. Gene Ontology annotation, biological process: microtubule-based movement. The transcript has 20 exons. NCBI's taxonomy places the organism in Eukaryota, Metazoa, Chordata, Actinopteri, Pomacentridae. The record is from RefSeq and is a predicted model, not a curated record. The coding region runs from base 182 to 2947 and encodes 921 amino acids.